Pimephales promelas (fathead minnow) is the source of this 2169-nucleotide messenger RNA. It is a transcript of the gene slc25a55a, whose product is annotated as solute carrier family 25 member 55a. Gene Ontology annotation, molecular function: L-glutamate transmembrane transporter activity; L-aspartate transmembrane transporter activity. The record is from RefSeq and is a predicted model, not a curated record. Lineage: Eukaryota; Metazoa; Chordata; Actinopteri; Cypriniformes; Leuciscidae. Gene Ontology annotation, biological process: malate-aspartate shuttle; aspartate transmembrane transport; L-glutamate transmembrane transport.
CUAGCCGGAAGUCAGCGAGUUCGUGUCAUUUGACCUUUAUCUGUCAGUGUUUUGGUCAGGGGAUUAAAGCGUAAUGAGACGCGUAGGAAUAGCUUAAUGACGGUCUCCUCACUCGUGGUCUGUACUUACUUCAUUGAUCACUGCAAGAACUUCUCAUCAAACUCUCGAUCUUUUUCUGAAAUUUCAUAAUGUCUCAACAGAUCAGCCUCCCUGCCAAGUUGAUUAACGGUGGUAUUGCUGGCAUCGUUGGGGUCACUUGUGUCUUUCCCAUUGAUUUGGCUAAAACCAGACUCCAGAACCAGAGACCAGGCCAGCAAGUCUACAAGAGCAUGAUUGACUGCCUCAUCAAAACAGUGCGAUCUGAGGGUUACUUUGGCAUGUAUAGAGGUGCCGCAGUUAAUCUUACAUUGGUCACUCCUGAGAAGGCCAUCAAACUGGCAGCCAAUGACUUCUUCCGGCACCACCUCUCCAAAGACGGGAGAGGGCUGCCUGUAUUUAAAGAGAUGUUGGCUGGAUGUGCUGCGGGCAUGUGCCAGGUUGUCAUCACCACUCCAAUGGAGAUGCUGAAAAUUCAACUACAGGAUGCUGGGAGACUAGCCGCUCAGCAAAGAAAACCAGGCAUCAUCACACCCAACAGACUGGCCACCACAAACGCGGUGCUGAGUCGCUCCUACAAUGUGAUACCCAGCACUUCACACAGGGCCAUAUCUGCCACCCAGAUCGCAAGUGAGUUACUGCACACUCAAGGCAUUCAGGGGCUCUACAAAGGCCUUGGAGCAACUCUAUUGAGAGACGUACCUUUUUCGAUCAUUUACUUCCCACUCUUUGCCAAUUUGAACAAGUUGGGUAAGCCCUCCUCUGAAGAUGCGGCACCGUUUUAUUGGUCCUUCAUCUCUGGAUGUGUUGCGGGCUCCACAGCUGCUGUUGCUGUUAACCCAUGUGAUGUGGUUAAGACCAGGCUGCAGUCUCUGAACAAAGGAGCCAAUGAGGAAACCUACAGUGGCAUAAUUGACUGUUUCAGCAAGAUCUUCAGGCGAGAAGGGCCGUCUGCAUUCCUGAAGGGUGCGGGUUGCAGGGCUCUAGUCAUCGCACCGCUGUUCGGCAUCGUGCAGGUCAUGUACUUCAUCGGUGUCGGAGAGUUUAUCAUGAGCCAGGCCCCCCUAAAGCUAAUCUCUGACUGAACAGACACCCAUACCUCUGAGUCGACCAAGACUGUGGCAGCUACACAACCAACUGUACAUUUACAAGAAGAGAUAAACAUUAAUCAAGAUGAUGAAGUUGGCGAGAGAACGGCAAGUUCUCCUCUGGUUAAGUUCCUGUGAGUUUAUCCAGCCUUACCGCACUUCCUCUGGUUUACAGGCUUCUUUGAUGGGCUGUAGCCAACAUUUUGCACUUGUUGGUAAGGAUGUCUGGAGGAGAGCGCUUAUGAUGUGCUUACAUUUUCUAGAAGCAUAUGUGAAAGUUUCCCCUCAAUGAGGAAGACUGGUGUUGCUGUAAUGACACUAAUGUUUUUGUUGACUCUUUUUUUCACCUCCAUCUAUUCACUUUGUACAAUUAUUUUUGCAUUAAUACUUGCUUUUGUCUGUCUUUUCCCUGAUUUAGAAUUCAUUUAUUUCUGUUACUUUCACUGUUUUCAGUGUCUAAACAAUAGGGUUACUUGAUGCUUUUGAAGACUUCAGACCUUGUUACUCUAAAAUUUGUUACUAGUUUUAGGGAAUAUCAUUGGCUUUUAUUCCGUUGACGCACAUGUCCUCCAUUGUGGUUUAUGAACCGAUUUGUGGAAAGUAUGUGAGGUACUUGAUGGUCUAUCUUGAUGGUUUCCCUAAAACAGACCAACAUUUGAUGCAUAUCAUUUUUAUGCAACAUAUAACAAUUUUGUAGACAUUUUAUUGCAUUUCCUUCCGUUACAUGGACCACCACAUGUUACAACUUUAGUUGCUUGAGAUUUCUAAUCUCAAAGCAUAGGUCAUUCUUUUUAUCCAAAAAGUUGAUCCAUCAUAAAGUUUGAGGCACCCAGCCUUGAACAAAACGCUGUAUAUUUAAGUGCUAUGUUUUGACUUCAGUAUUAACAUCUACCAACAAUAACACUUCAGUGCAACAUGUAUUCAUUUCUGUUCAAUGGAAAUGGUGCUAUUAUUCAACAUGCAAAAAUAAAAAAGCAAAUUUUUA